This is a messenger RNA of Psammomys obesus (fat sand rat), 1506 nucleotides long. RefSeq names its product sodium-dependent glucose transporter 1-like. The transcript is spliced from 4 exons. Gene Ontology annotation, biological process: transmembrane transport. NCBI's taxonomy places the organism in Eukaryota, Metazoa, Chordata, Mammalia, Rodentia, Muridae. The record is from RefSeq and is a predicted model, not a curated record. The annotation marks the transcript as partial.
CCAUUGUUUGGAGCCGGCAAGCUGGAGUCGGAAAUGGAGUCCCGUGGGUCCGGGGCCGCGGCUGUUGGACAGCGCCUCCUCCAGGCUGAGCCCUCAGAGAAGAACCGGCUUCCGGUGGUUUUGAGCGGCCGAGGGGGAAGAGCGCUGUGCUGGUUCACCACCAUGGUGCUGAACGCCGCCUUCCUGGGGAUGGGAGUGAGCGCGGCCGUGUUGGGCCCCACCUUUCCCGACCUGGCAAGGAACGUGAACCGGAACAUCAGCAGCCUCUCCGAGGUGUUCGUGGGCCGCGCCCUCGGCUACAUGGGUGGCUCUGUGGUCGGCGGGGUGCUUUUCGACUGCAUGAAUCAUUUCCUACUUUUGGGGCUGUCAAACCUGUUCAUCUCGGCUGGUCUUUACCUCACUCCUUUAUGUAAGACAGCAGCCUCGUUGACGGCCAUGAUGUCUGUGACUGGUGUCUCCUUUGGCAUUCUGGAUGCAGGUGGGAAUGUCCUCAUCCUGGAUCUUUGGGGGGACAAAGGAGCCCCCUAUAUGCAGGCCUUGCACUUCAGUUUCGCGUUGGGUGCCUUUCUGGCGCCCCUGCUGGCUAAACUGGCCUGGGGCACAGCAGCAUCUGCUCAGAACCACACCAAGUCUGACUUUGACCCUCUAAUGCUGAACCGAUCCUCUGAAGCCGCCUCAGACUCUGUGUUUGCGGUACCUGAUGACAUGAAUCUCCUGUGGGCAUAUGCUUCCAUAGGCACCUAUGUUUUAGUCGUUUCUGUCUUUCUCUUUGCUCCAUUCUUUAAGAAAAGUUCAAAGCAAGAAAAAGCCACAGCAUCUGCACAGGUAGUUCGAAGGGCCAAAUAUCACUGGGCCCUGCUCUGCCUCCUCUUCCUCUUCUUCUUCUUUUACGUGGGAGCUGAAGUGACUUACAGCUCUUUUGUAUUCUCCUUUGCCACCACCCACGUUGGCAUGGAAGAAAGCAAGGCAGCUGGCUUGAACUCCGUCUUCUGGGGCACCUUUGCAGCCUGCAGGGGCCUGGCCAUCUUCUUCGCAACACUCUUACGGCCUGGAACCAUGAUCGUGCUGAGCAACAUUGGCAGCCUGGCCUCAUCUUUCUUUCUGGUGCUUUUUGACAAAAGCCCUCUCUGUCUCUGGAUUGCGACAUCUGUGUAUGGAGCCUCAAUGGCAGCCACAUUUCCCAGCGGCAUUUCCUGGAUCGAGCAGUACACCACCUUAACUGGGAAAUCCGCAGCGUUUAUUCUGAUUGGUGCUGCCCUGGGAGUAAUGGCUACUCCUGCAUUAUCUGGAAUUCUUCAAGGACACUAUCCAGAUCUACCAGUGAUCCUGUACACUUGCCUGGGGUCAGCAGUAUUCACAACCGUUUUAUUCCCCGUGAUGUAUAAAUUAGCCAUCUUACCUCUGGCUCGCAAGCAGAAAAAAAGCAUCAACAUUGAGGGCCAGAAAUUUUUACUUUCUAGCUCUGGGCUACAGGGGAGGAAAUGAAAAGAUGAAGAAAAUGCAAUU